Molecule: messenger RNA, 1302 nt
Organism: Microthlaspi erraticum
Lineage: Eukaryota; Viridiplantae; Streptophyta; Magnoliopsida; Brassicales; Brassicaceae
Source: the annotation of a GenBank genome assembly
AUGUCUCCUCAGAUAAAAAAUCCUCUCUUGCCUGAGCAAGAACCGUCGUCUGAGAAGCAUGGAUCAACCUCCGGCGUCGUUUUCAACGUCUCGACGAGCAUAAUCGGAGCCGGAAUAAUGUCAAUGCCGGCGGCCUUUAAGGUUCUCGGAGUAAUCCCAGCGCUAUUGAUUAUCGCGAUCAUCGCUUGGCUUUCCACAAUUUCUGCUGGGUUUCUGAUGAAAUCGACGCUCGCCGGCGAAUCAACUACUUACGCCGGAGUCAUGAAAGAGUCGUUCGGGAAAACAGGAUCCGUCGCUGUACAGAUUGCUACGAUGGUUGCCACUUUCGGAUGUAUGAUCAUUUUCUCGAUUAUCAUAGGAGAUGUGCUUUCCGGUAACGACAACGGAGGAUCCGAACAUAUUGGAGUUUUGCAAGAAUGGUUUGGUUCUCACUGGUGGAACACGAGAAUCUUCGCUUUGUUGUUCAUCUACGGUUUCGUCUUGCUUCCAUUAGUCUUGUGCAGACGUGUGGAAACACUGGCAUUUAGCUCUGCGGUAUCGUUUCUUCUUGCGGUGCUGUUUGUGGUUAUAAGCUCGGUGCUUGCCAUUUCCGCGCUAGUGAAAGGUCAAACCAAGAAUCCAAGACUCUUUCCAGAGCUGAACAAUGGAGGAUCGUUUUGGAAUCUCUUCACAGCUUCCCCUGUCAUAGUGACAGCCUUUACGUUUCAUUUCAAUGUGCAUCCAAUUGGAUUCGAGCUCAAAGAUCCUUUAAGUGUGAUCCCAGCAACUAAGAUCUCUGUCGUCUUGUGCGCUGCAAUCUACUUCGCUACUGGACUCUUCGGGUAUCUUCUGUUUGGAGAUGCAACAAUGUCGGAUAUUCUAGUGAACUUUGACCAGAGCUCUGGUUCUUCCAUUGGUUCUCUCCUCAACGACGUUGUCAGACUCAGCUACGCGGUUCACCUCAUGCUUGUCUUUCCUCUCAUGAACUUCUCGUUGAGAGCAAACCUCGACGAGCUUCUGUUCCCAAAGAAGUCAUCAUUGGCAAAAGACUCGACAAGAUUCAUCGGACUCACUCUGGCUUUACUAGUUUGCUGUUUCUUGUCUGCAAUCGCUGUGCCAGAUAUUUGGUAUUUCUUUCAGUUCUUGGGAUCAACCACCACGGUCUCAAUAGCAUUCAUAUUUCCAGCAGCCAUUGUUUUAAGGAAUGUGCAUGGUGUGUCGACUUCAAGAGAGAAGAUAGUAGCUGCGAUAAUGCUUGUUCUCGCUGUUGCCACUAGCAUCAUCGCCAUUUCGACGAAUUUAUACAGUCUCACAGCAAACUAA